AUGGAUGCAAUCAGUCUUAAUGACGAAGUUUGCUUAACUAAGAGUCUGAGAAAGUCGAGUGCGUCAAGUACAAGAAGCUGCCCUGUAACUGAGAGAUGCAGACAAGAACUGGAAGAUUAUGAUAUCGAGUUUGAUGUCAGGCCUCCGAGUGGUACAAACCAUCAGGUAACUUAUUUUUAUGAUUGGAAAUGAAAUAAAGCCGUUGCUACUUAAUCGAGUAAGCUGCUCUACGCACCAGUUCGCUUGCAAGAUGCAAACGAAAAUUUUUAAAGUAAAGAAGCAGAAAUAAUUUUUUAGAUAGGUCUAAUUUGUUGACACUAAAAAUCAUGAUUUAACUUUACCUACAAACUGUAAAUCUCAAAUUGUGAUUCUCGAAAAUAAGUGUAGUAACAACUUUAAAGGAAACGGUUAUGUUGCAUCGGUAGGCAAAGUAAACAGUAAGUUACUGAUUUCCUAGAAGUUUAUUGGAGGAUUUAAGCUCAAUUGAGUGAAGCACUAAUAACACUUUCGAUGGUUAGACUAAUGGCAAAGUACAAUAAAUCGCUCAGGAAAUCGAAACUUCAUUUGUUAAACUUGCUUUUAUGGUAUAGUUACCAUUAGUUUCUUGACCUAAUAUUUCAGAAAAUGACCCUGCUAUCACUAGCCUUGGUACUGUACCCCACCAUACCUUGAAUUUAACAAUCUUUAACAACACCUUUUUUUCAUCUAAUUGAUCAGUUGAACCUUGUGUAGGUUACUCAAAAAAAAAGAAAAGUUUUAAUAUUGAUACACUAAUUUUCACUCUCAAUACCUCUGUAAACAUUUCAAUAGUAAUGUUUAUUACUAUCAAAGGCCAAACUAUUGAGAGAAUAUAACAUUAUUUUAUAAGUUGGGAAAGGUCUCAUAAUACUGAAAUUCAAAACUUAAAUUACUGAUUCUAAAUAGAAUAAGGAAUUGGUAAGAUUCCUCAUGGGGACUCAGAAUUUUUUCUUUGUCCCAUGCUCAUGACAAGACAAGAAAACAUCUUUUUUUACUUCUUUACCAAGCUCAGAACAUAUCAUCUUUCCCAUUCCAAAAAAAAUUCUGAAUGCCUCUAAGUGGCAGAGCACCAGAGUGCUGAUUCAAAGGUCUGAGGCUCAAUUCCUUGUGGGGACUCAGAAUUUUAUCUUUGUCCCAGGGUAGAGACAAGAAGAAUAAACAUCUUUCUCUAAGUUCACAUUAAGUCCUCAAGCUUAAAGCUUUGGAUAAGUUCCAUUUACAGCUAUACAUUGAUUCUGUCAACUGAACAAGGGGGGAAUUGGUUUCUAUUAGAUACCACUAAACUGUAGAAAAAUCCACCAACAAAACCACAAGAAAAAAUUCAAUCAAAACCAAAAACUGCAUGUAAUAUUGUCAAAAGCGAUAAAUUUUCACAUCACAGUGUGAAAACCCUAAUUGAUCUAUUACAGAGGUGAACAAGUGGAACAAAAAGAGAUUUUGAGGCUAUGCAAAGUCUGUAGAGGUGAAAAAUUGCUGCUCAGAUUGAAAAGGAACUGGAACCCAAACAAGAAAAACUGGAAACCACAUUGGAAACCAAAUCUGAAAACCCAUUGGUAUUUAUGAGGAAAACUGAAAACCAAACGCUUAUUUGAAACAGAAAAUCUGUGAACUGCAAUGUGAACCAAAACUGCAAAACCUAAGUUUUUUGGCACAAAAAUGAAAAAACAGAUCUAAAAAAAUUGCCACAACUGCAAAACAGAAAUCCCAAGGCCCUACUCCUGUACAUAUUUUGAUGUAAACUUUAUUUUAUAUUUCACCUUACUUGAAGAUUACAAAAAGGAUAGAUGAUUUUGAAAAUUGGAAAAAUGCAUAUUUAGUACAUGUACAUGCAGUCUACUGUGUGGGGACAUUAUGCAGUAGGUGCCAUUAUUCCUAAUAACUAACCUUCUGUGGUAUAUGACCUGUUCAUCAUGAUGGUAAGAAAUCUCUUUGGAUUUUCUUUAUUUGAAAGUGUAACUAUUGGUGUUUCUAAAUGUUUUAAACUUUUCAGCAACCAGGAAAGCACUUGAGCAUAGACACUAGAUUUUCAGAACUUAGCCUUGGUAAGAGUACAUCUUUUACAAUGUUUUGUUGAAAGUUGUUUAUUUAGGGCUCGUUAAUAAUGAAUCCAUGUAAAUUCAUGAGCAUUUUCAAAUUCACUUUCAUCUGUCAGUCUUAAUUUGGGUUAUUGUGAUUAAGUUAACUGUUAAUUUACCCUUAAUUCUUGAAUUGAACUCUUAACGUCUUCAUGUACAAAGUUCUACAAUUCUUGUCAGGGAUUAUAUAGACUGACACUUCGAACUGGUUGUUCCAGUAGCACUUUGUUAGAGAACAUUUUUGUAAACUACCUGUACAUGUAUUUCCAUUCUUUAAUUGCCUCAUGCAAGAAAUGUUACCUCCUCAAAAAAGAAAAUUCCUUGCAUAAAUGAACAUGCUUCUCACAUGUUAUGGCAGUUGUUUAAGUUAUAUUUGGUGGUUCUGAAAGUUAAUACCACUCUGUAUAAUUUAAUAGAAAAUUCCUCAUUAGUUGCUGAAAGUGAAAGAGAUCAAUCCAGGUUACCGAAAAGUUUAUCCACCUCUCGAAACAGAAUCAGACACAGCAGAGUGCAGAUCCCAAAAGGAAAUUUUUACAUCACUUCUCCUUUUAAACAAGGGCCAGAGAAAGAUGUGAAAGGACCAGUUUUGGUAAGGUUUUGGUCAGAGGUUGAUUUUAAAUGUAACUGGUGACGUAAGUCUCUAGUAAAGCUAGAUCUAAAUGGCUAUGUUCUUAUCUCAUUAUCAGCAUUAACAUACAUUAGGGCUCAGUAACUUUAAAUUCAAAAUACCACUAUGUUUGAAAGCCUCUAACAGCUUCCAUUUUAACUAUUGUUGGUUUUGCAACCUAAGAGAUGCAUGCUUUACAUAGUGUUCGUUAAAUCUAGUUGACAUUUCAGAAUAAAAAACUUAAUACUCACCCCCUUCCCUCUCCCUAAGAAGCUCUUAGUGUGAUAUCCCUGGAAUGGAGUUAAUAAGCACCUUGUGGGUUGUUUAUGUGGUAUUGGGGCACAUCAAAACUCAUGUUCUUCUAUUGUGUGCAGGUCAUUGAUCCUAGUCUUGAAUUGAAGCAGCGGACCACUGCUGGAGUUGAAAAGAUUAGGAAACAGCUGGAAAGGACAAAACGCACCAGAAAUAUGAUUCUUCCUCCUGCACAGUUACAAAGAGGUCACCUUAAGGCGCUUGGGCGGCCUAUGACAGCCUCUGGUCCUCUCGUGAACAAUUGUCAAGGAAUUGUGGCUGGUAAGUCUGUGCUUUGUUUAAGUGACCCUAAGCUUACUAACACAGUGUAGAUGGAAUUAAGUAGAUCUUACAUACUACAUAAAUGUCAGGGUUUGUCUCUAUAUACUGUGCAAUUACGAUUCUGCCCAAAUGCACUCGCUAGUACCCGCUCUUCAGCGCCAUCGCAAGUGCAUGAGCAUAUGUGCACUCAAACGGAGACAGCAAGUAGAAAAAAUUGAGUGUACAAUUUUUGUUUUAGUCCGAGUGGUGAGAACAUGAGCAAGACGAGCGUAAAAGAACAAAUUUGUGUGAACCCUCGCUAGCUCGUUUCGCUCUAAGUCUCUCGCGCUAGGUUUAAUCGUGGGCCUCCUAUGCGGGCGAAAUAUAAUCUGUUCUAUCUUAUUUCGUCUUCAGGUGCACGACGGUAUCAUAGUUUUGCAAGAAGGCAGACCAGCCCUUCACUAGAGCGUGUCAAGUCCUCUAGAGUGUUCUCAACUUCGGACACAGCCUUACCUGCCGCUGCACGGCUUAGAAGUCCUAGUCAGUUAUGGCGCCCAGAAAGUUCCAUUCAUAACACUUCCUGUGCAUCGUCUGUCAACGAGAGUAACCGCCACAGUGAUAGUAGUUUUUCUGAAGAUGGACUCAGUGAUGACAGCAUUGAUGUGGAAAAUCAAGCUGAACAAGUGACGGGAUUUAACCAGGACGAGAAUGAAACUGAGGAAAAGCUGCUUUCCCCUAUAAAUAAGAACGGAACUCUUGCUUGUGGUUGUAAACCUUAUUUUGAUGACACAAAAAAAGAACACUCAGACGACGACAGCGAUGAAGGCGAAGGUCGAUGGGCACGACAGAAUCUUCUUCCUGCUGAUUCCACCUAUGAAGUUGAUCGAGAGCGAAGUAAUAACUCUGACUGUUUCCGAAAGGCAAGCGAUGAGAAAACUAUUACUUCUCAAGGGAAGCAAGGACAGUUAAAAACCUAUGGUGACAGGGAAACCAAGGGAACUUCAUAUUGUGAGCUUCAGAAUGAAUUCUCUGCUGACUCUUCAAUGAUCAAGUCGCGCCAGAAGAACACAGAUAGGUUUCCUCCAGAAUUUCAACCUCCAGAAUUUCAACCAGGAGCUGAGGAGUCUUUUAGGAGUCUAAAUUCUAAUAAAAUCAUUGAUGUUCAUAUAAGGGUAGUCUCCAGAAAUGGACGUACACGCGUGGGAACGCUUGACCGGUCUAACAACGAUAUUACUGGUGAUGAAUACCUGGAUAGCGAUAGCGAUGCUUUAGAUUCGAACAGGAUACCUUCGGCGGAUAUUUUUAAAGUACUUGACUCUCUGAAUCUAAGCACUUCUGCAAUGAAGCCUCGGACUCCUAGAGAGGAGAGACCAAAGGCAAAAAGGGUGCGGUCUGCUGGUUAUACGAGACAGACGGCUGCUGCUCUCAGUGAUAAAACGCCUUUGGUAAAAGGCAGCAAAGAGCCAAGACCACCCUCAGGUAAACGAAUGGGAAAUAGAAAAAAGAAAGAUAAAACUUUACGUGAGGUAGAAAAUUCGAACACUGUUACUUCCAUGAAAACUGGAAGAGCUAAUGACUUCACAAAGCAUGCAAGGGAGAAGUUACCGGGUUAUUUCACUGAGCAGUACAGAAAAAUAUUGGACGAGCAGAAUCGAGAUAGGACUAGUGUUUGUGCCUUGAAGAAGGAAUGUUCAUCGUCCAGCAUCGUGGCUGUGGCAGCGAAAGAAAUGACGAGUAAAGGAAGCGAUAGUGAUAAUGUAAGCGAUAUUGCAUCAGCUAUUAAACUGGGAAAAGAACAUGUAGAAAUGUCAAGUGGCAAGUCUUCUAUAGAAAAGACUCUAUCUUUUUGCGAGAAGCCGGAUAAAGGCUCGAACGCUGAAAAGUCUCCUCGAAGUUCCCAAACAAGUGUGUUUGUGACUAUGGACGAUAAAAGUGAAUAUAGAGGUGUUAACACUUUGGAAGAUAGCAGUUCUGGCGUGGAAACGAUGUCGUGUGUGACAGGUUCAUCUGUUUAUGGUGAUACUAUCGAUAAAAGUAAUUAUAGCACUGAAUUGGGAUGGAGUUCAAGUAAUGAGAACUUAUAUCCUGUGACUGAUGGACAACCGUAUGACGAAGUUGAUGAGUGCACUGAUAGUAUCAUUGAUGACGAUGAUGAUGGCGUGGAUGCUGGUUUUGUUGAAGACUUUGGCAAUGAUUCCACAGAUUUGGAAGUGGUUGCUAAAACGAUGACUUUGUCCGAGUCAAGGUUCGUAUAUUUUCCAAAGCAUUUUGUGCCCACUGAAAUACAAAAUAGAAGCUCUCGUAAAAGAAGGCUGUUCGAAUAAAAGUGUCGUGAAACAAAAGCAAAUUACAGCUACUCCUGCAAAUUAAGCGUCUCAUUCUAAGGGUACUUUUCACAAUUCUCCUCACAUGUCUACGUAGUACUUUUUUAUGGGGAGAAUUUAGAUGCUGGACACUCUUAGGAGUGAGAACUACACUACACUGUAUCUUAUGUUAGUCAUCAAGUAUAUCGCAUACUCCAUGUACCACUUUCUUCAUAUUGCUUUGCUUUUAAAAUAGUGACCGAAACUUUUCUUUUUCAAACAUUUUGUGUCAGAUAUGAUGCGAAGAAGAAGCCCAUUGUACCGAUUCCACCCCUUUGCUUCAGUAUUAACACUAAAGCCCCAGAGGGGCAGUUGUAUUACUUCGCCUAUGGACUAGAAAUGAAUCCCAACAGGUGAGCAGAGAAGUUUGUGCAAUUCACUGGGACUAAAAAACAACCAUAUCAGUGGAAUCCUAAUUUUUUCCUUAAUGGCUUAGCUACCAUAAAUUUAUGAUAGCUUAUUGGUAGUAGAUCCAGAGUACUUAUUGAAAACUCAUACGUUACACUGCUUUCAAAUGCAAUUGGGAUUUGUUCAUUCCUGCGCAAGUGACUGUAAAAAUAAAAAAUAGAAUCGAAUAGUGAUGUGCCGAUGUUCUGACCCCUUCGUGAACGUGGUGCUUUUCUUAUUGAUUUUUUAGGUCAAGACUUUGGGUACAGUUACGGCUGGCAUUGCUUCACCUCACCCCCUCCCCCCCCCAACCCUUCCCACCCCUUUCCUUAUCACAUCUUUUGUUUAAUGCUCCCUUUUGCUGAAUUUACCCGUAAGAAACUCUCAACGAGAGCUGCAUGGAGUCAUAGAAAUAUUUAAUGAGUAUUAUAGUGCUUUUUGGAAAAGUAAAUACCACUUCCUUAAGUACGAAAGACCGUUUUCUACAGAAAGGCAGUGUACUUGCUUGGUUUUUUUUUCUUUCAUAGGAUGGCCAUUUACUUACGUCGAGAGCCUAAGACGCGAUUGUGGGGUAUUUUGUUUGGAUUCCAGAUUCGAUUUAACAAGAAGGGUAAGCUUUGAGACCGUAAAAACAAAGGAUUAAAUCGCUGAGGAAGACUCAAACCCAUCAUUUUAAUUGUUAUUUGUAGGUACAUCUGACGAGGCUGGCGGAUUCCCUAAUAUGGAAUUCUCUCCAGGACACUCGGUUGAGGGAUGUGUGUACGCGAUAACAGACACAGAACUGAAGAUGCUGGAUAACUGCAUGGGUUAUCCUAAGGUCAGUCAAAGAGCCAGAGAAAUUCCUGUUAAGUAUUUAAUUUUUACUGAUCAAGUGUGACUCUGAUAAAUCGUAAGACUCCUGCUUUAAUAAUUUUUAUGUCAAUUUAUUGUACAUGAACGUGAAAUAUAGAGUUUUUCACCCACAUAAACCAAUACAAGGGCUUUUUUUUAAUCCAACGGUACAUAGCCUUGGUGCCCUAGUUCGUAGUUACCCUUUCAGUUUCCUUUAUUCAUGUAUUAUUAUUAUUAUUAUUAUUAUCACUAUUAUUAUUAUUAUUAUUGUUGUUGUUGUUGUUAUAAUCAUCAUCAUCAUUAUUUGUAGCAUUACACUCGAGUGGUUGUACCGGUUUGGAUGCUGAACUGUGCCAGUCCUUCUGAACACGGUGUAGCUCAGUACUGUAUACCAGCGGUUUCGUAUAUUGCUCAAGAUGAGUGGAUCGUUAAUGGUAAGCUGUGGAAUAUUUUCAUUUUCUACGUUGCGUAUAUUAUAACGGUAAUGCCCCUCUCCCUUAGUCAUUCUAUGUGCCGUGUUAAAUCAUUUUUCCGAAGGUUCCUAACUUUUUGUUUUUCAAAUAGUUUUUUAGAUAGUUUUUAAUGUGGGUAUCGUUUGUUGCCUUUUGAAUCGUUUACUACACGUCAUUUGGGAAUAAGUUCAAAGCGCUAUCUUUCCUUGUUGGUGUACCUUUUCGCUCUUUGCAGUCUACCAGAAGUAUACUGCAAGACGAAGCUGCUGUCGAAUUUCGUUUUUUUUUUUAAAUUUGAUCAUUGAAGACUCAUAUUUUUCUAGAUAAUUUGGUUUUAUCAACUGAGUUAAUAAUGCAAAUUGGUCAUCGUAGAGAGUCUCUAAGCUGGCGUUUCGAGCGUUAGACAUUAUUCGCUGUUCAUUAGCCCUUCAUGACGAAGGGCUGACGUUGGAAAUGUCAACUUAGAAACUAUUUAUAUUUAUGGUGGCCAAUUCACAUUAUCUAAUCAGAUCAUAAAACAAAUUAUCUUGUUAUACUCCCCCACCUACGUAGCACUACAGUUUCUCCAGAAACUUACCUCUUUAUUCGUAUUUUUCUGGUAAGAAAACGGAUCCUACGAGAAUGAAAGAUGGGAAUUAAUGGAAGUCUACGAAAGCGAAAGAUACCAAUGCACGCACUACUCAAAACUACUAACGUAAAGAGUACUUAACUUUUUUCGACAGUUGCAUACUUGCCAUCUACAUGUAAAGAUAGAUUAUUUUGCAAAGAAGUCUUUUUAUUUUGUUGCAUUGUAGAUUCAUCACAAAAGUUGGAGUGUCGCUACAGCGUGAGCCAAUGUUUGAAAGCCUCAGACAUACUAACACCUAACUACGUCAAAUUCUUGACCGACCAAGCAACCACCUAGCACAAGAUGUGGGCCUAGAAUGGAGUAUUGAAUACCUGACCUCUUUAAACUUUAGUACGAUCUUCUAUAAGCAGUCAGGCGUAUUGAUCCAUACUCGUAUUUCUGUCUAGUACAAUACCUCCAAACAUCACGCACAUGCAUAACUGCCUUCAC
This is a messenger RNA of Pocillopora meandrina, 8342 nucleotides long. The record is from the annotation of a GenBank genome assembly. Lineage: Eukaryota; Metazoa; Cnidaria; Anthozoa; Scleractinia; Pocilloporidae.